AUCAUACAUUUGGCAAUCCCGCCCACACUGGGAGGAGUAGCAAGAAGACUUCUGCUUACCUGUCAGUUGUAGUCACUGUUAAAUCCAUGCGCAGUAUUCUUGAAUUUGUCAUUUGUUAGUCAGACCCCUUUCCUGACAGAGGGGGAAAUCUUCAUUGUCUAAGUAUGGACAGCGCGGGGAGAAAAGUGGUGGUCUGUGACAAUGGGACAGGGUUUGUCAAGUGUGGUUUUGCUGGAUCCAACUUCCCAGAUCACAUCUUCCCUGCCAUGGUGGGUCGACCACUCAUACGAUCAACCACCAAAGUGGGCAACAUUGAGAUAAAGGACUUGAUGGUGGGUGAUGAGGCCAGUGAAUGCCGCUCCAUGCUGGAGGUCUCCUACCCCAUGGAGAACGGCAUGGUGCGCUCCUGGGAAGACAUGCUCCACCUGUGGGACUAUACCUUUGGUCCCGACCGCCUGGACCUCAACCCAUCAGAGUGCAAGAUCCUGCUGACUGAGCCGCCGAUGAACCCCACCAAGAACCGGGAGAAGAUCACGGAGGUCAUGUUUGAGAAGUACCAGUUCCACGGCAUUUAUGUGGCAAUUCAGGCUGUGCUCACUCUGUAUGCUCAAGGUUUGCUGACCGGCGUGGUCCUCGACUCUGGGGAUGGUGUCACCCACAUAUGUCCGGUAUAUGAGGGCUUUUCUUUACCCCACCUCACACGGCGGCUGGACAUCGCAGGACGUGACAUCACACGGUACCUCAUUAAGCUCCUGCUUCUCCGCGGUUACGUCUUCAACCAAACGGCAGACUUUGAGACCGUGCGCAUGCUGAAGGAGAAGCUCUGCUAUGUCGGAUACAACAUCGAGCAGGAGCAGCGCCUGGCCACAGAGACCACCUUCCUGGUGGAGGAGUUCACGCUCCCUGACGGCCGGCAGGUGAAGGUGGGUGGAGAGAGGUUCGGGGCCCCUGAAGCUCUCUUCCAGCCUCAUCUCAUCAACGUGGAGGGAGCAGGAGUGGCUGAGCUGUUGUUUAACACCAUCCAGGCUGCAGACAUUGACCUCAGGGCAGACUUCUAUAAGCACAUUGUUCUGUCCGGAGGGACCACCAUGUACCCCGGACUUCCAUCCAGGCUAGAAAGAGAGAUCAAGCAGCUCUACCUGGAGAGGGUGCUGGAGGGAGACACUCAGAAACUAUCAAAGUUUAAGAUCCGCAUGGAGGACCCUCCCCGGCGUAAACACAUGGUGUUCAUGGGCGGCGCGGUGCUGGCCAACAUCAUGAAAGACAAGGAGUCCUUCUGGCUGAGCAGGGCAGAGUACGAGGAAAAAGGCCUGGGAGUGCUGCAAAAACUGGGAGUUGGCGUCAGAUAAAACAUAAAACUUAAAAAGGAAAACAACAUAACCUAGAUGUUUCAAUUUUUGUAUCAAGUUCUCACUUAAUAGCCUGGCAUGCUGGAUGAAAACGCUUGUUCUCAAUGUACCUUUAUGACUGCUGGUGCGGAUUAAUCAAUUUGUUGUCCCAGAAUCCUUCGCUCUCCUACAUGUACAGCAAGUCUCAGGUAUCCAUUCAUUUGUUUGUUACUUCCACAACAAGUGACCAUAAGAUGGGCAACCAUAAAUAUGUUUAGGACACACAGAACACACGCAGUGUAUGGAAACCUGAAACUUUAACACACUUUUUUUUAAUACAGUGUGACUACUAAAUAAGCAAUUCGAGUGUUGUUUUCUGUCAUUUCAAAUGGGUCCCGAUUUAACCUCAUGCAAUUUAUAACUUCUCAUGUGAGUGAAAUUCUGUCCAUAAAUUAAAAAAAUAUUUAUUACAUCCAA
This is a messenger RNA of Etheostoma spectabile (orangethroat darter), 1805 nucleotides long. Its product is annotated as actin-related protein 2. The transcript has 9 exons. Lineage: Eukaryota; Metazoa; Chordata; Actinopteri; Perciformes; Percidae. The record is from RefSeq and is a predicted model, not a curated record. Bases 165 to 1349 code for a protein of 394 amino acids.